ACAACGUGCUCCACGCGUGUUUUUCAAAAAGAGCCGUGUGUGAGUUUUCCUUUUUUCGAUAAAUGAGCCGCAAAAAUGCUCGUAACCGAUAUAAAUAAUGUGAAAAUCUACAACUUAAGCGGUGGCAAGUCCGUGCCAGAAUGGCUGUUGGAUAGGAAAAAGAAGCAAGCCUCGAAAAAGCAGCCGGCCGACGCGAACCGGCGCAUCGAGCUGAUCCAGGACUUUGAUAUGCCCGGUGUGGCGACCGGCAUCGCGAUUUCUCCGGAUGGCCAGUACAUUUUGGCUACGGGCACGUAUAAACCGCGCGUCAAGUGCUUCGAGGUGAGCAAUCUAUCGCUCAAGUUCGAGCGUUGCUUCGACUCGGAGGUAGAGAAAUUUGCAAUUCUCGGUGAGGACUUCGGGAAGGUGGCGUUCUUGCACUCGGAUCGGUACGUCGAGAUACAUGCAGCACCAGGUCGUCAUUAUCGACUGCGCAUACCGCGCUUCGGACGAGAUUUGGUGUAUCACACGCCGACCUGCGAUCUGCUGAUGGUCGGUACGUCGCCCGAUAUCUAUCGGUUGAACCUCGAACGUGGCCAAUUCCUACUUCCCUACACAACGUCUGCGAGCGCCAUCGAGAGUGUCACGGUCAACCGGGAGCAUCAGCUGAUCUGUGUCGGUACGCAAGAUGGUACGAUCGAGGCUUGGGACUACCGUGAUAAGGCCAGCUGUGGGUCGCUGGAUGUGGCUUCGAGUUUACCCGGUAGCAAGGAGGUGGCUUCGAUUACAGCAUUAGAAUUCAAAAAUGGACUUACGAUAGCCGCCGGUACAUCUACUGGACACGUGCUGUUGUACGAUAUCCGUGCCCGCAGUCCACUGGCCGUGAAGGAUCAUCUUAAUCAGCUACCGAUCAAGAAGAUUCGGUUCCAGGGCGAUCAAAAGAGCGUGUACUCGCUGGAUGCGGCCAUGCUUAAGAUUUGGGACGAAACGACGCUGAAGCAGAAGGCAUGCAUCGAAUCGAGCAGUAAUUUUAACGAUUUCGCUCACUUUCCCGGGAGCGGUUUGUUCCUGUUUGCCCAAGAAGACACGAAAAUGUUGCCGUACUAUGUGCCGAACGAGGGACCGGCACCGCGCUGGUGCUCUUUCCUUGACAAUCUCGUGGAGGACAUCGAGUCCGAGACGGUGCAGAACCUGUACGAUGAUUACAAGUUCAUCACGAAGCAAGAGCUGGCUGAUCUGAACCUCGAGCACCUGGAGGGUACCAAGAUGCUACGAGCGUAUAUGCAUGGUUUCUUCAUCGACAUUCGACUAUACAAGCAGGCCAAAUCAGUCUCGGAAACGUUCGCCUUCGAUGGGUUCCGCAAGGAGAAGAUCCGCAAGCAGAUCGAAGCCACACGCCCUGCUCGUAUUCAGCUGAAGGCGACCCUGCCCGAGGUGAAUCGCGAGCUGGCUAAGCAGCUGAUGGAGGAGGAACACAUGAAGAGUACGAAACGAAGCGCCAUUGCGAAGGGAUUGUUGAAGGAUGAGCGUUUCAAGGGCAUGUUUGAGAAUCCAGACUUUGCGAUCGAUAAGGAAGCGAACGAGUAUCGCAUCCUGAGUGCCGUGUUGCAGCGCUCCGAGCGAGAUAAAGCACGACGCAAGGAGCAGGUGCAACUGAUCACCGACGAAGGAGAGGACUCCGAUGAAGGCAGUACGGAUGAUGAUCUGUACAGUGAAAAGAGUGAAGCGAGUGAGAAAGAGGAAGACGAUGAACCGGAAGACGAAGAAAUGAACGAAAAACCCUCCAACGCCUCGAGUUACAAGAAGGCAAAGACGAUCGUAAAGGCUAAUGGAUCCAGUAACGGUAGUACUGCCCGUAAGGAGACAUCUACACGUCCGGGUGCUGCGGAUGCUAGCGACGAUGCCGAUGGGUUCUCGUUGGACGUUGAGGAAGGAGCCAACUUUAACAUUAUUCAACCGUCGCGUAAACUGCAAAACGUAUCGCUUGGAAAGCGUGUGACGAAGCUCGAUCACACCACAACCACCACUCAGUUCGACAAUGGUAUCGGAAAACGGGAAAUUACGUUCACCGCCAGUGGCCGCUCACGAGGCAGCAAAGGAGAGGAUCGCGAUCGGUCACGUUACCAGGCGACACUGAAGAAACACAAGGAAGAGCGACGCAAAGUCAUACGAUCAGCCAAGGGUGUCAUCAGAAAGCGAACGACGAUGAAAAAGUUCUAGACCGUAGCUUGUUCCGUGUGUAGUCUGGAUCACAAAGAAAUGUUUAUUAAUAUAAAGUUCGAG
This is a messenger RNA of Anopheles darlingi, 2262 nucleotides long. It is a transcript of the gene l(2)34Fd, whose product is annotated as nucleolar protein 10. Gene Ontology annotation, cellular component: 90S preribosome; small-subunit processome; nucleus. NCBI's taxonomy places the organism in Eukaryota, Metazoa, Arthropoda, Insecta, Diptera, Culicidae. The transcript is spliced from 4 exons. The coding region runs from base 76 to 2199 and encodes 707 amino acids. Gene Ontology annotation, molecular function: protein binding. Gene Ontology annotation, biological process: maturation of SSU-rRNA from tricistronic rRNA transcript (SSU-rRNA, 5.8S rRNA, LSU-rRNA). The record is from RefSeq and is a predicted model, not a curated record.